UGUUCAUUAGCCCCGUCACCAAGCAACACAACACAAUCUUGCUCUGCCUUCAAUCCUCACCCAAUCCUUUGCCGGCUCCUUCCCUCUCUCUUUCUCUCUUCUUUCUCUGCAACUUUUCCUCUGUGUAAGGACAUUUGACAGCGACAGAAAGCUUUCUCAUGGAUAUCUAUAUGUAGAGAGAGAAACAUAGACAUAAAACAAUGAUGGACGCUAGCGCUCCGUUCCGCGAGUUCACUACGGCUGAGAUUGAGUUGGCCGACAUCUUGCUCCACCUGCCUCAAUUGGUGUUUGAAUCAGAGAGUCGCUGUAGAUUUUGGUCAUGGUCCGCCAAAAGAAGGAGAUCUUCGUGGCGUUCGGUGCAAUCUUUCGAUUGUUUUCGUCUCGGGUACUCGUCCUCAUCAGAGUUGCGUGGUGGGACUGAUGUUGGCGGUGUGGGUCCUGUAUGUGAGAGAGAAGGUGCACCGGCGGUCAAAGCCGAGGCUCCAAGCCCUGCGACCCCUCUUGCGUUCUCGCCCGGAAGCGAAUCUGACGAGAAGCCCAAGCAGUUGUCGAAAAGAAAACCCCCUCUUAAAAGGAAGAGAGAGGAUUGGUUGGAGAUCAUAGAUGAGUUAAAUCGGCGUAGGGAUUCGCUAAAAGGGGAGAUUGAAUGUAUGAGGAGUUAUUGCACCUAUUUGAGAGCUUCCAAUUUGGAGAUGAAAGAAAGGUUGAGUCUAGGACCCGUUUUGAAGACCGUCGAUCCUCACGGUGGUGGAAAACAAGACACAGAUCGGACGGUUCAAAUGAAGUCCUCGUUGCCAUCUAGCACUAACAGAGGAUUUGGCGAAAUUGGUGCGGUCAAUGACAAGGCGGUCCCAUCUGGUCUCCUUGAUCUCAACGUCUCUGCAGAGGGGAUGGGCUUUUCAGGACCGUUUGAUCUCAACGUGAACAACAAGAGCAUGAUGAGUAGGGUAAUGGCGGCUCAAGCUAGACACAGAAGGAUGCAGAUCUACAGGGCCAAGAAACUCAGUUGCCGCUAAUCAUAAAAAGCAAGCAAGCUACACGAAGAGCCGAAAGAUUUUUUAUUUUUUAUUUUUAAUGGUGAGGCUUUACUCACCGUUUUAGGAUAUUAAUAUGUUGUUAAUCGGGGUUUUUUUUUUUUUUUUUUUUUUUUUUUUUUUUAAGGAAUAUAUUGUUAAGGUGGGUGAUGUCUAGAUGUAA
Juglans microcarpa x Juglans regia is the source of this 1197-nucleotide messenger RNA. RefSeq lists its product as uncharacterized. Bases 201 to 1016 code for a protein of 271 amino acids. The transcript is spliced from 4 exons. The record is from RefSeq and is a predicted model, not a curated record. NCBI's taxonomy places the organism in Eukaryota, Viridiplantae, Streptophyta, Magnoliopsida, Fagales, Juglandaceae.